UGUGCCGUUUUGGAGAUAUGAUGAGAGGCGGCUUCUUCAACCGCUUCUUUGGCUCCCAUUUCUGCUUGAAGGGAGGGUUAUCUAUUGAAUUGUAAUUAGAAUUGUUUCAGUAUUUCAUAGAAAAUGAACAAAAGAAAAAAACUUGUUUGGAAAGGCCUAUUUUCACUUCGGGUACAUUCGGAAAUUUUGGUCGCUCUUUUUACACCGGUAGCGCAAUCGGAGUUUCUUGAAAAAAUACUAAUGCUAGUGAAACAGGGAGAACGUGUUGAUAAAGUUAACUGCAAUAGCAAACCUCUCAUGAAUUAAUUUACUUCAAUUUUUUGCAGUUUAGAGAAACAAUUAACUCGGGGAAGGAGACUGGUGUUAUUAGCGACACAGGAUCCAAAGGUCCCGAGCGAGAAACCUACAAAUUUAUCCGGUUCAAGUAUUGCGCCUUCUAUAGACUAUUCUUUUUCGGAUUUAUCAUCAAUUGUGACUGAUUCAUAUGUUGAUCCUACUUACGACCAUACGAAAGAUGUAAGCGAUGAUAGUUCAUCCUCAGCAUCCUCUUCCUCAUUACGAUCGAUACGAUCUGUUACAAUACCUAUGCAAGAGCCUGUAAUAGGUAAUGCAGACAAUCAUGAUAAGGUAUUCCAGUGGUUGAAUGUUUCUGAAAAUCAACAACAAGAGGAACAUGCAUCCAAUGCCGAUGAAUCAAGUUCAUUACAAACAGUAUCUAAUGCUUCAUCAGCCCGUGCAAUUCAUAUAAUUUCCGAUGUACAACUCAAAAAGCCAAAUUCAAGGCCAGGCGAUAAACUCGAAAAGAGUGAUGAAAAUUCAUUUCAACCAAUAAGUGAGGUGUUCCCUCAGGACUUAGAAGUCCCUUCCAACUCACAGUCAGUAAAGGCCACAUUGCAUAAACUGCGGUGGAAAAAGAAAAAGACAUAUUGCAAGUUUUGUAACGAAUCCGUUACAAACUUUGAGCGUCACUUACAAAGGAAUCACGCAGAAUGCAAGGAAGUUAUAGAGUUCCUCAGUUUUCCAAAGAGAAGUCAGGAAAGAAAGACAAUAAUUACGUUACUGCGAAAUUCUGGGCAUUUUGACGAAUUUUUAAGAGGAAACGUUCUACCUGUAUAUAGAGGAAAUAUUAGUAAGUCUUUGGAAUACUAUCCAUGUUCACAUUGCAAAGGUGUAUUUGCAAAAACUUACCUAAGCCGUCAUACUAGAAAAUGUGUAAUUAAAGGGAUUACUGAUGGUUUAGGACGCAAGAAGCAUCUAGCAAAAUCUCAAACCUUAAUCGCGUGUUCAUUACAAAGAAAUUCAAAUAUUCAAAAACUUAGGGUAGUAGAAGAAGUUUUUAAUAUAAUGAAAGUGGACGAAAUAUCUUUGGUAGCAAAGACUGACGUAUUAAUCGCCCAAUUUGGGGAAAAUUAUUUAAAAAAACAUAAGAGGCAACAGAUGGCUACAGUUUGUUCUAAUAAAAUACGCGAACUCGCGAGAUUUUUGAUACAAUUUAGGGAGAUUACUAACAAUAGUAGUUGUAGUCUAAUGGAUACCCUUAACCCAGUUUUCUUUGAUACUGUGAUUGAAUGUGCCAAAAAACUGGGAGGUUAUGAUCCAGUUACUAAAAUGUAUCGUGCUCCUAGUCUGUCUACACACAUAGGAACUUCAUUGAAACAAUCAAGUGAGAUACUAAUCCGAUUAUUAUUAAAAGAAGAUGCUUCCGUGAAAUGUAACGAUAAAGAAAAAAAAAUUAAAGAAAUAAAAAGAUUUAAAGAUUUAAUUAAUAGUCAAUGGACUACAGAAAUUGCCAGUCUUGCUAUCAAAAACCUGAAUGAGAAAAAAUGGGAAAAACCAACAAUUUUACCUUUAACUCGUGACAUAUUAAAGUUUAAGGAAUUCCUUAUAACUGUUGCUAAUCGCUCGGUUGCUACGCUAAGAGAAAACUCAAAUAAUGUGAAAGCCUUUAAAGAGCUUGUGGAAGCUUCCCUAGCGCUAACAGUUCUUUACAAUAGAAGGCGCAUUGGUGACGUGCAGUAUGCUACAUUGCAGAAUUACACAUCCAAUUUUAGCACCAUAAAUCAGGAAGAAUGCAUUAGCGCGCUCUCCGAGUCUGAAAAGGUUCUAACCAAACAUUAUAAAAGGAUAGUAACAGGUGGAAAAGGCAGUAGGGCAGUAGUUAUUUUGUUUCCUAUACAAAUUCGGGAGUACAUUGAUUUAAUCAUAGAUACACGGAAUAAAACUAAUUACGUUCCCGACAAAAAUCCAUACCUGUUCUGUUGCCCUGAUUCCCUAAAGUGGGUAAGGGCUGAUACUGCGAUCAGAAAAUUUGCAUUGAAAGCCAAGUUAGAGCAACCUCAGCACAUUUCCUCCAAUAAAUUGCGUAAACAAAUAGCAACGGUGAUGCAAAUACUAAACAUGAACAAAGAAGAAACCGAGCAGUUUGCUCAAUUCAUGGGUCACACAGAAAAAACCCACAAUGAGUUUUACAAAUUACCACAAGAUGUCUAUCAAACAGCAAAAAUUUCUAAACUUCUUAUCAUGAUGGACAAAGGUACUGGCAAAAAAUAUAAAGGAAAAUCACUGGACGAAAUACAAAUCGAUCCUGACACAGAGUUGGCAGAACUUGGGAAUUCUGACUCUGAAGAUGAAGCAGUGCCUACUACUAAAGACGUUCUAUUAGAAGAAAAUCUGUUGAGUAAUACAUCACCUCGUAAGGAAAAUAAUAUUGCAAUUGAGAGCACUUCAAAAAAAAGUGGUGGACGUGGUCGCUGGAGUGCUGAACAAAAAUCAGUUGUCACGCAGUAUUUUAAAGGACAUAUAAAAUCAAAGAAAGCUCCGAAAAAAGAAGAGUGCGAGAAGCUAAAGAAACUCCAUGGGUUGCUUAAAGAUAAGGAUUGGGUACAAAUUAAAACUUUAGUUUACAACUCAUAUAGAUAAGUACUACUGUCAUACGCAGAGUUGGACUGGGUCACGUCAUACUCUCUUCAGUUAGACCCAGCGACCCAAUUUCACCCGGGGACCCAAUUUGACCCAGUAACCUAGUUUGAUCGAA
Molecule: messenger RNA, 3034 nt
Organism: Photinus pyralis (common eastern firefly)
Lineage: Eukaryota; Metazoa; Arthropoda; Insecta; Coleoptera; Lampyridae
Exons: 8
Coding region: 586-2919 (777 amino acids)
Molecular function (GO): DNA binding
Source: RefSeq, a predicted model, not a curated record